This is a messenger RNA of Helicoverpa armigera (cotton bollworm), 1020 nucleotides long. Its product is annotated as chymotrypsin-2-like. The transcript has 5 exons. NCBI's taxonomy places the organism in Eukaryota, Metazoa, Arthropoda, Insecta, Lepidoptera, Noctuidae. Gene Ontology annotation, molecular function: serine-type endopeptidase activity. The record is from RefSeq and is a predicted model, not a curated record. Bases 106 to 936 code for a protein of 276 amino acids. Gene Ontology annotation, biological process: proteolysis.
CUCUAGAGCUUAUCUACUACCUUUGUAGGAUUUAUAUAAAGAUUGAUAAUUGGCCGUGCCUCAGAAGGGCGCUGGUUUUAACUAAAAUUGCAAGUCAUUUCAAAAAUGUAUUUUUCUAUCAUUUUUGUUGGUUUAUUCCUAAGAACUUAUGGUGCAUUCCUCCAAGCGCCCGUUCUACCACCUCCAGCAUUUCAGUAUGAGGUUCCCUACGAACUGCCAGGAGUGCUGGUAAUGCCAGACCCUCGUAUUGUCGGAGGAGUAGCCGCACCUGAAGGCGGGGUCCCUUACCAGGCAUCUUUGAGAUCGCUGUUUAAUGCUCACUUCUGUGGAGGGUCUGUGCUGAAUAAUAGAUGGGUGUUGACAGCUGCGCAUUGUACUGUUGGCCAAUCAAAGCGCUCCAUGACCGUCACAGUAGGAACCAACAGCCGAAUAGACCGUGGUCUCACGUACUCAGUAGACCGGAUCAUCAUCCACGAGCUUUAUGAUAGCUCCGCUAUAAAGAAUGAUGUCAGCCUGGUCAGGGUCUCCAGGGAGAUGCAGUUCAGUGACCUGGUGCAGCCUAUACAACUGCCGGAGACGAACACUGAUGAAGGAGUGGAAAUGAUGCUGAGUGGGUGGGGACGACUUUCUUACCCUGGGACAUUACCUAUCCAGCUGCAGAUGAUUAACGUGACGUCCCUCAGCGUGGAACAUUGCCAGAGCAUCUACAAGAGAAUCAACCCUGUCUUCAACACGCAGAUCUGUUCGCUCACUAAGACUGGAGAAGGAGCUUGUCAUGGUGACUCCGGCGGCCCUCUGGUGGUAGACAACAGCGUGGUGGGCAUCGUAUCCUGGGGCAUGCCAUGUGCUCGAGGCUACCCUGACGUCUACACCAGGGUCUACUCCUUCAAAGACUGGAUCCUCGAGAGAAUUGAAGAAAAGCCUGACCUGUAUUGAAAGGGUAACUGGGUACCGCCAUAUUGUUAACCUAUGUAUUGUACUCGAAUGUUUUGUGACAGAUUUAAGAAGAAGAAAUAAAGA